GCCGUGAUUUGCACUUUCGUCUUGCGCCACGACCGCCUGGGUCACAGCACAAGCAGACGUCCGGGAGAAGCUAGUAUAUAGGACACCAUGGAAGCCUUUCCGGACACCUUCCCCCUUCUCCAGGACCUGUACGGGGGCGUCGAUCUCGACGUCCGUGUCGUCCAACGCCAUUACAAGUCUGCUGGGAGAGCUCUUCAAGACUUCAAGACUGCCGUAGGAGACGCCCCCCUCGGGCUCGCCACAAUUAACCGGCAGCCCGGCCACCCUGUUGUGCUCGCCCUCGCAAGUGACACCCAAGUCCUCGUACUUAAGCUCGGGUCCGGACAGCCCAUGGCGUCUCAUGUGACGGUGAGGAUGCUACGUGAUAUACUAGGCAGCUACCGCCGCAUCUUCGUCUUCGGCGGGGACGAGCUCGCUCUCGGCUUGCACGAGCAUCUAGGCAUCCACGUCGGCAACAUGAUAGACCUCCUAGGUGUAGCCUGCGCGCACGAGGAGCGGCACACGCUAACGACGUAUCUCGAGGCACUUGGCGGCGAGGGACUGUCGAACGACGCGGGCGAGCGUAUCUUGAAUAAGGAUGUGGCCGGUGGCAUGAUGAGAGUCAGUGGCUCGGGGAACGUCCGUGACGUUGCUCUCGAGGCCUGGGCAGCAGGCUAUGCGGGGCGCUUGCGCUCAAUGCAGAUAAAGAUUUACGGGCUGCAGCGCAUUGACACAGUCAAUUUGGAGCCCUCGCUCCUGUCUGCGCUAUACAAGCUCGACCACGACCAGCGCCGCCGCCAGGCCGUCCGCCCCACUCGCGUCACUAACGAGAUCGCCGAGGCCGUCGUCGGGAAGGAGAAUGGCCACCUCCAGGUCGUCUCCGCGCGCUACAAGACCCGCGUCACGCGCACGAGCCGCGACCAGCACAUCGAGGUCACGCACUCUGUUGGCGGUAGCGACAUCACCCUCAAGGGACGCGCGACGAAGAUUGACGGCCGAAGUGCGACGAUUGCGUGCCAGUCCGACAAGCUGAGGACUGGAGGCAAGAACGAUGCAGGCAAGAGCGCAGACCAACUCAGCGUCCAACUUACCACCGUCGGCCGCGAGUCCAGCACCGUCGCCGAGCGGAUGCGCGCCUCCAUCGUCCACCUCGCGCUCCGGCAUCAGGCCGACCUCUUCGACCAGCCCUUCUUCUGCGCCAUGUUCCUUCCCGAGGAAGACACAUGGGAUGAAGACGCGCCCAUGCGUCCCUCGCUCCCCAUCCGCUUCGCGAAAGAGGAUGCCCUGAACGACAGCCAGCGCAACGCGUUGCAGAGGAUCCUCAGCGGUGCCAAUGAGGACCGGCUGGUGCUGGUGCAGGGCCCACCCGGCACGGGGAAGACGACGGUGAUCGCGGGCGCGGUGGAGAGUAUCGUGCGCGGAGAUAGCAAGCGGACGAUCUGGCUGGUGGCGCAGAGCAAUGUGGCGGUGAAGAAUAUGGCGGAGAAGUUGGCGGACGUAGGCUUUCGGGAGUUCAAAGUGCUGGUGUCGAAGGAUUUUCAUCAUGAGUGGCACGAGCACCUCUACGAGAAGAUCGAGCACCGGCUCAUUCGCUCGGACGGCUUUCCCGAGACGCCCAACGAGGCCGCCCGCCUCCUCGGGGACGCCCGUGUCGUCCUCUGCACCCUUAGCGCCCUCGCCGUCGACCGCCUCCAGUCCGUCACGCACGUCGUGCCCCCGCAGAUGAUGCUUGUCGACGAAGCUAGCCAGAUCGAGGUCGGCGACCUGCUGCCCAUGCUGCACCUUCAUCGCAAUCGGCUGGAGAAGGUGGUAUUCAUUGGGGAUGAUAGGCAGUGUGAGUGGGUCUUUCGGAUGAUGAGUGCUUUCGGAUGAUGAGUGCUGUGGGGGAAGUCAGUGAGGCUGACGCAUGGUGUUCUU
This is a messenger RNA of Schizophyllum commune H4-8, 1896 nucleotides long. RefSeq lists its product as uncharacterized. The coding region runs from base 88 to 1851 and encodes 587 amino acids. The record is from RefSeq and is a predicted model, not a curated record. Lineage: Eukaryota; Fungi; Basidiomycota; Agaricomycetes; Agaricales; Schizophyllaceae. The transcript has 4 exons.